Cladophialophora immunda is the source of this 2150-nucleotide messenger RNA. RefSeq lists its product as uncharacterized. Gene Ontology annotation, molecular function: chromatin binding. The transcript is spliced from 2 exons. The coding region runs from base 427 to 1713 and encodes 428 amino acids. NCBI's taxonomy places the organism in Eukaryota, Fungi, Ascomycota, Eurotiomycetes, Chaetothyriales, Herpotrichiellaceae. The record is from RefSeq and is a predicted model, not a curated record.
CAGAGCCGUCGCCAGCCCGCUCGUGGUGAUCCAUCACAACCCGUCACCCUGCGCACCCAACAAACUUGAACUCGCGCUGCUUCUCACAUCCAUCAUUCAUCUCGGACCAGCCUACCAACAGCACAUAGGAUUUUUUUUCUUUUGUUUCGCGAGCCGGUCACUGAGGUGUCAAGACGACAACUUAUUGCAGUGAGUUCGCAGACGCGUUGGGCCGCUGUGUUUCCUUUUACCUGAGCUGCGUCCGAAGCGAGUCUACCUUCACCCAUACGCCCGACCGUAAAGCCAUUGUCGCUUUUCGCCCUGAUCCAAUCCCUUUCAAUCCUUCCACCUGUCGACAGAUCUCUGGUUAUCACGAGACCGGGCUUUGACGCCCCCCCAAGUCAUCGCUCCUACUACCGCUACGCGCGCUUUCGUUUACUGCUCUCGAUGUCCUCUGAAACUGAGACGGAAGUCUAUUUUUCUCCCCCAGGAGUUCGCGAUAGCGACACAGAAGAAAGUACCGAAGAUCACGACGAAAGCCCGGAAACCCAGGGUACAGAGAUGUCGGGUCAGAUGAUCGGGCGCAAGCGAACCGCGAGUGAAAUGGAGGACGACGCGAGCGCGGUCGCAGACUCUUACGAAAAUCAAGGAACAAGACAGGGUUCUGAAGUAGUAUAUACUAAUGAACCCGACCCUCCCGUGUACACCGUCAUUUGCCCUUUAACGCCUCGGCGCAAGAGAAUUCUGGAAGAGGAGAAUGAGGAUGUCACCAUCCUCCGUGUCUACCCGGAGCAACUGUCGUAUCUGGCAAUUGACUUUGCUGUGAAACCGGGCUCCAGUUGGGAUAGCCUUAAGAGAUAUAAAAAUGCACAGUUGUCUGAGCGCGUCGGUCCUCAAUUUACUCUUGGCUCGUUCGCUUAUGUUAAUCGCCAUUUGCCGCCGCAACCUGCGCCUUCGGAGGAUGCAUCAGAGGAGGAGAAACUAGAGUAUGACAAGGCCAAUUUUUGGGUGGCCCUUGUAUCUGAAAUCAAAGCCGAGGACCAGGCAACGGUCUUUGCGCGGGUCUUCUGGCUGUACUGGCCAGAUGAACUACCCAUGGGACGACAGCCAUACCACGGCAAAAGAGAACUGGUGAUGAGCAAUCAUGUUGACAUCAUCGAGGCGCAAACACUGACGUGGACUGCUGAAAUCAGCCAUUGGAACGAGAGUGACGACUCCAACAAAACGCAGCUUGGUGAGACAUACUGGCGCCAAACUCUUGACAUCAAUAAAGCGGCCGGCGACCCUCGGGCGCUCAGCAAGCUCCGAAAGUUCUGCAUCUGCGGAGGCUAUGACAAUCCCGAGCUGGAGAUGUAUCAGUGCCUGGGCUGCCGCACGUGGAACCACGAAGCUUGCUUGAUUACCGCGAUGGAACAGAGGGCGUGGGAGCGGUUCAAGAAGGGGACUCUGACCAACGAAUCUCAAGAGAAGGGAGAAAACGGAACUUCGAGUCGAAAACCCUCUAAGAUGACUAAGCGUGCGUUCAAGUUGAAAUUGAAGGGCAAGAAGCCAUGGGCAGGUAAACUGGAGGGCAAGAUCUCUCGAGUCGACAAGCUCGGCGUGGAUGAAUUCAUCCACGCUGCAACGAUCCGGCAACUGGUGCCUCAAGGCAAGGACAAGAUCAAUGGCCCCUUUGGACCCGUGGUAUGGAGCAUGGAAAUGAAUUGCCUGCGAUGCAACCGACCGUUAAAUUGAACAUUAGUAUGGAUCUUCAUUCGGGUGGCACUCGCAUUUCCACAACUUUCCUCGCAAGGGGAACCGAUGGGUUGGACAUGAAUUUUGACGGCAGGCAAUUUUGAGCAGUAUGGAGACUUGGCAAUCAUGACAGUUCCAGGUUGCUUGACGUUGCUACAGAGUUUGAGCUUGAAUCGGGGAUAUGAUAUCUUCUUCUUGUCUUUAAAAAAAGGAAAAUGACGAUUGCUACGCGGGCAACUCUAGCAACACAGCUAUGAAACAGAGGAUUUUUUGGGGUCUUUGAAAUGGCGAGCGAACUUUGAAUCCGGAAGGCGAGUCAUUCACAUAACAAGGGCAGCAGAAACCAGAAAUAUCUCCAUAAUCGCCGUAAUAAUGAUGGUGGUCGGUAGUGUUUGAGCACUCGGUCGUUGGUGAGGGUCGGAUGGCGGUCAGAGGGC